Messenger RNA from Paracoccidioides brasiliensis Pb18, 1389 nucleotides. Its product is annotated as 26S protease regulatory subunit 6A. The transcript has 3 exons. Gene Ontology annotation, biological process: proteasome-mediated ubiquitin-dependent protein catabolic process. The record is from RefSeq and is a predicted model, not a curated record. Gene Ontology annotation, molecular function: ATP hydrolysis activity; proteasome-activating activity; ATP binding. Gene Ontology annotation, cellular component: proteasome regulatory particle, base subcomplex. The coding region runs from base 1 to 1389 and encodes 462 amino acids.
AUGUCGACUCUUGAGGAUCUCGAUGAUCUGGAGCGUGAAGACAGAGACAAGAAGAAGGACCAGGGCGAUGGAAAGAAAACAAACAAGGACGGUGAUACCGAAAUGAAUGAUUCGGAGGCGGAUAAGAAAGAAGAGGAGGACAGCCUAAUAGACGAAGAGAUCCUGCGAUCAAGCACGAGAGAUAUCAUCAACAGACGGAAACUGCUAGAGAACGAUAUGCGGAUCAUGAAGAGCGAGUUCCAGCGGCUGACCCAUGAACAGCACACGAUGCAGGAGAAGAUAAAGGAUAAUUUGGAUAAGAUUGAGAAUAACCGACAACUUCCAUAUCUCGUAGGCAACGUGGUUGAGCUCCUCGAUCUUGAUGUUGAAAAGGAAGCUGCCGAAGAAGGCGCCAAUAUCGAUCUAGACGCCACUCGAGUUGGCAAAUCAGCUGUCAUCAAAACAUCAACCCGUCAAACAAUCUUCCUGCCUCUCAUCGGUCUUGUCGAUCAUGAAAAACUUAAACCUGGUGACCUUAUUGGUGUGAAUAAGGAUUCAUACCUUGUUUUGGACACUCUACCAGCCGAAUACGAUAGCCGAGUCAAGGCGAUGGAGGUUGAUGAGAAGCCAACGGAGAAGUACACAGAUGUGGGCGGGUUGGAUAAGCAAAUCGAAGAGCUUGUUGAGGCAGUGGUAUGGCCAAUGAAGGAAGCUGAGCGGUUCAAGAAGAUCGGUAUUAAAGCACCGAAAGGGGCUCUCAUGUACGGGCCCCCUGGUACUGGUAAAACUCUUCUUGCCCGCGCCUGCGCCGCUCAAACAAACGCCACAUUCCUCAAACUUGCCGGGCCCCAACUAGUGCAGAUGUUCAUCGGAGACGGCGCAAAACUCGUCCGUGACUGCUUCGCCCUCGCCAAGGAAAAGGCCCCAUCGAUCAUCUUCAUCGACGAACUUGAUGCCGUAGGCACAAAGCGUUUCGAUUCCGAAAAAUCAGGUGACAGGGAGGUCCAGCGUACCAUGCUUGAACUCCUCAACCAGCUAGACGGUUUCGCUUCCGACGACCGCGUCAAAGUGCUUGCUGCUACAAAUCGUGUUGACGUGCUUGAUCCGGCCCUUUUGCGUUCCGGCCGUCUAGACCGUAAGAUUGAGUUCCCGCUCCCUAACGAAGAAGCACGUGCUCAGAUCCUGCGAAUCCACUCGCGUAAGAUGGCUGUCGAUGAUGGUGUCAACUGGGCUGAACUUGCCCGGAGUACCGAUGAAUUUGGUGGUGCGCAGUUGAAGGCUGUGUGUGUGGAGGCUGGAAUGAUUGCGUUGCGUAAGGGUAUGAAUAAAGUUGGCCAUGAGCAUUAUGUCGAUGCGAUUGCGGAGGUGAUGGCGAAGAAGAAGGAUACUAGUGCAGGCAUUUAUGUUUAA